AUGGCAAGUGUGAGAAACAUGGUGAAACAAAGUAUCCAGAUCUUUUCCCGAAUCAAACCCAGCAAGAGGCAGCCUGGGAUAUAUUCCAUUAAUGAUGAAGACAGCAGUGCUUCCUGUUUGGAAAUCGUCGUACCACAUGACCUGGCCGAUGGAUUUGUAAACAACAAGAGAGAAAGUUAUAGGUUUAGAUUUCAAGAAACAUUCAGCCAAGAAGCCAAACAAGAGGCGAUAUUCGAGCGCAUUGCAAAACCAGUAGCAGAAAGUGUUCUUACAGGGUACAAUGGCACCAUAUUUGCUUACGGACAGACAGGCAGUGGAAAGACCUUUACAAUCACCGGGGGGGCAGAACGUUAUAGUGACAGAGGAAUUAUCCCUCGGACGUUGUCUUACAUUUUUGAACAAUUUCAGAAGGACAGCAGUAAAGUAUACACUAUACAUAUCUCCUACCUAGAGAUUUACAACGAGUGUGGAUAUGAUUUGCUGGAUCCCAGACACGAGGCUUCUAAACUGGAAGAUCUGCCGAAAGUGACCAUAAUGGAAGAUCCUGAUCAGAACAUUCACCUGAAGAACUUGUCUCUCCAACAAGCGAAUAACGAGGAGGAAGCAUUAAAUCUGCUCUUUCUUGGAGACACAAACCGCAUGAUAGCAGAGACACCAAUGAAUCAAGCUUCCACUCGGUCCCACUGCAUCUUCACCAUUCACAUCUCUAGCAAAGAACCUGGGUCAGCCACUGUCCGACGAUCUAAACUGCACCUGGUGGACCUGGCUGGGUCUGAACGUGUCGCAAAAAGUGGAGUUGGUGGCAAACUGCUAACAGAAGCUAAAUACAUUAAUUUAUCACUACAUUAUCUUGAGCAGGUGAUAAUUGCAUUGGCUGAAAAGAACCGAUCUCAUAUACCAUAUAGAAACUCCAUGAUGACCUCGGUGCUCAGAGACAGCCUCGGGGGAAACUGCAUGACCACCAUGAUCGCGACUCUAUCGCUGGACAAGAGGAACAUUGAUGAGUCCAUUUCCACGUGCCGAUUUGCUCAAAGAGUUGCUCUAAUAAAGAAUGAAGCCACGCUGAAUGAAGAGGUUGAUCCUCAGCUGAUGAUCGUACGUCUUAAGAAAGAGAUCCAAGCACUGAAAGACGAAUUGUCCUUAAUCACUGGAGAACAGAGGACGGAGGAACUGACCCAUGAUGAGAUUCUAAGACUUGAAGAGGAGCUCCAGGCUUAUUUGGAAGACAGAGAUCCAGAAAGCACUCCAGAUAUAGGCGCCGACAUGAGAAAAAUUCAGCAUUCCUUUGCUUUUUUCAAGAGACUUUUAAUUGACUGGAAGCAACAUGAGGGUGGAACAGCCAUUUCAGAGACCGCUUCUGAGAGACCUGCUAGUUCUACAUCAAAACCCGAAGACAUUAAGAAACUCCGGGGUCUUCUGCAGCAAAGAGAUAAUGAGAUCAAUAUACUGGUUAGCAUGCUGAAGAAAGAAAAGAAGAGGGCUGAAGACGCCAUAUUUGAAAUAAAUUCCUCUGGCAACCACCUCCGUUUUGGGGUUUCAGAUGUCUCUGCUGGAAAUGUCAGUCAGCAGUCACCUGGAUCAGUUGGUGUCCAAGUCGAGAGAGACGGCUCCAACCUGGAACAGAGAUUCACUGCUCAGCACAGGAAAACAGCAAGGGAUCCUAUGUCUAUGGGUCGCCAAGAAGCCUUUGAAAUUUUCAAGAGAGAUUACGCUGACAGAGUCACUAUUGAGGACAAUAAGGAACUUCUCAAACAAAGGUUUGCCGAAGCAAAGUCUCUCGGAGAAGAAGUAAAUAAAGUCAGGAACAGAAUAAAUCAACUAAAAGGCAGCGUGGAACAGCGCAGACUGCAAAGAGCCGCCUUAGGUGUUUCCAGUUCCUCUGAGCCACUGGAUCAGUACGAUCCGACAGAAGAACAGCUCCGAGAUGAGAUGGAAGAAGAGAAAAAACGAUACAAAGCUCUCUUUAAUCGACUGAAAGGUCUGAAGACUGAGAUUGAACACUUGCAGCUUCUCAUGGAGAAAUCCAAAGUGAAGCUGCAGAAGGACUUUGAGGAAUGGUGGUCAGAAGAAGAGGCAAACCUGCAGAAUACACAGAGCUUCCCAACAGUGAACAAGAUGGCAUCUUCAAAAUCAGUCCUUGGGCUUCCUCUCUACAGCAGCACAUCUGACAGCGUGAAUUUGCCAAACAGAAGCUACAGGAGCAGCGUAACGGAACCCGUGUCCUUUCAAAGGGACUCUCAGAAUGCCAGCACCCCGAUUCCACUAACAGGGGACAGUCAGACUGAUUCAGACAUUCUGGCUUUCGUACGAGCCCGUCAGAACAUCAUGCAAAGAAAAGGUACCGGGACGCAGUGACUGAAACAUUAAGCUGAUCUGUUUAUGUUGUCUUUAUUUAAACUGAGAGCAUCCUUGCUGUGACCUAACGACUGCCAAGCAAAUCUUCCACAUCCUACAGAAAGGAAAAAGUACUACGACACAGUUCUCUCCAAGCUAGCCACGCUCUUCGAGUCUUUACGAGUGACAAAGCACUACUCCUACCAACAUGGACAUCUGACAUUUUAUAACUUAUUUCUCACUAAUUCCCUAAACAGUUUGGGGUUUAUAGAAUAACACAGAUUGUUCCGUAAUUCAAAUGUGCUUUCUUUCUCACUUGGUGUGUACAGAGUGGGAAUGGGAGAUUCUUCACACCGGUGAGCAGUGAAGGAA
This is a messenger RNA of Pelobates fuscus (common spadefoot toad), 2706 nucleotides long. It is a transcript of the gene KIF6, whose product is annotated as kinesin family member 6. The record is from RefSeq and is a predicted model, not a curated record. Gene Ontology annotation, cellular component: microtubule; kinesin complex. Gene Ontology annotation, molecular function: ATP hydrolysis activity; microtubule binding; microtubule motor activity. NCBI's taxonomy places the organism in Eukaryota, Metazoa, Chordata, Amphibia, Anura, Pelobatidae. The transcript is spliced from 22 exons. The coding region runs from base 1 to 2355 and encodes 784 amino acids. Gene Ontology annotation, biological process: microtubule-based movement.